This is a messenger RNA of Closterium sp. Naga37s-1, 726 nucleotides long. Lineage: Eukaryota; Viridiplantae; Streptophyta; Zygnematophyceae; Desmidiales; Closteriaceae. The record is from the annotation of a GenBank genome assembly.
AUGAUGGCCAAGCAUCGGCUGCCGACCAUCUUCAGCGUCAAUCAGGGCCGUACGAUUGUCGCGGCGAUGGACGGCUGCGAGAUGUGCAUCGACGCGCUACGCGAUUUCGUGGAGGAGCGGAUGCGGAAGCACGACGACCGUUUGAUCGUGGCGCUCUAUCACAACCGCACGUCGUGGCGAUCCGCGCUCCGCGUCCCUCGAGCAGACUCCAUAAAAGACGGCGAGGAAACUGAUGGCAGCGACAGGGAGCAGGCGCUCAAGGAGCUCAUGACGGCCACGGGCGGGGCGGGCGGGGGAGGAGCGCACGGCCCGUCGGUGAGCAACGUGUCGACCAUCGGGACGGGCACAGCGGUGAUCGACGAGGCCACAGCACCCGUGCUGCUGAAACGCCUCAAGUGGGACGGCGACGCCAAACAGGCGCUCUCCCGGCUUGUGGGAGUCUCUAUUGAAAAGAAGGUGCGCUUUGAGGUGGCUCUACUGGAUUCCAAGUCCGUGCCAUCUGCGGUUGUCAAUUUCUGCGACAUGAUCUCAGCGGAUGUGCUGGUGCUGGCCACGACACGUGGCAUCUCCAGGCACGAGCCAGCUCAGCAGAACACGAUCCAGAAAGUGCUGUCCAAGAUUGGCCACGUCAGCCACACUGAGCUGGCGCACCACUGCAGCAAGAACGCCCCGUGCGCGGUGGUGAUUAUAUCGGAGCAUGAGGAGGACGAGGAGGAGGAGGGAUAA